GGAGAGAAGUGAAGAGAGACAGGUGGUCCAAUUGCCCAGGAGAAAAGGGGGCACAGCCUCCAUCACAGCAGAAAAGAUUCAGGACAGACAGAGAAGUUAGAGGCUGGGAAGUUGUUCACUCUCAGGUUUGUGAGGAGACAACUAAGCUAAAAAGUUUUCUGUGGAGGUAUAACAUGGCAAUGGAAUAAAAGGAGAGGAAAAGGGUCAUUUUAAUGUUCCAGUCAGAGGUGAGGAUUAGAAAUUUCAGGAGUCAACUCAGAAAGCCUUCAAUGGAGGUGAAGUUUGAAGAAAAAAAUGAGGGCAAUGAGAGCCUUGUAGGAAAUGGUCAGCCCUACCUGAGUCAGAAGCUGGGGAACUGGAAACCAGAGGCAAAUGAGAAAGCCGAGCCUUCUGUAAAGCAGGAGGCAAAUGGGAAGUGUUGUGACACGCCCAGAAAAAUGCUCAACACCUACAGCUGGCAGGAGAUCCAGAGUCACAAACAGAAGGCAGAUCAGUGGCUGGUAAUCAAUCGCAAGGUCUAUGAUGUCACUGGCUGGGCCAACAGGCAUCCAGGUGGGUCCCGGAUCCUCAACCACUAUGCCGGGGAAGAUGCUACGGAUGUCUUCAGAGCCAUGCACCCGCAGCUUGACGUUGUGCAGUUGUACCUUAAGCCCCUGUUCAUCGGAGAGCUUGCCCCUGGAGAGCCCAGCCAGGAGAGAAACAAAAAUUCCCAGUUGGUGGAAGAUUUCCAAGAAUUGCGGAGGAAAUUAGAGGAUAUGAAUAUGUUCAACGCCAAUCUGGGGUUCUUUUUCCUUCACUUUGCCCAGAUCUUGAUUUUGGAAGCCCUGGCUUGGCUAAUGCUGUGGCAUUUUGGCAAUGGCUGGUGUAUUACAAUAUUCACUUCCUUUCUUCUCACAAUUUCUCAGGCUCAGAGUGGAUUUUUACAGCAUGAUGCAGGACACCUAUCCAUAUUUAAAAAGUCCAAUUGGAACCGCCUGAUGCACAAAUUUCUGAUAUGUCAUCUCAAGGCCAUGUCGAGAAACUGGUGGAACAGUGGACACUGGCAGCAUCAUGUAAAAACGAACAUCUACCACAAAGACCCAGAUGUUAAUUUACUACCACUAUUUCUGGUUGGAGAUUUGCAAGCUGUUGAGUGUGGCAAGAAGAAAAUUAAAUACAUCAAUUAUGAGAAGCAGCACCUGUACUUCUACAUGGUUCUUCCCUUCACCAUGCCUAUAUAUUCCCACUUCCUAACCAUGUGGCAGAUAGUCCGGCAAAGGUGUUGGGAGGAUGUGGCCUGGAUCAGCACUUUUUACAUCCGCUUUUUCAUCACAUUUGGCCCUUUCUAUGGCAUCUUUGGAACCGUGUGCCUCAUCUAUUUGGUCAAGUCUCUUGAAAGUCCCUGGAUAACAUAUGUCACCCAGAUGAGCCACCUGUCAAUGCAAAUGAGCAGAGAAGAGAAUCGGGACUGGGUCAGCACUCAGGUCUUGGCAAGCUGUAAUGUGGAACAGUCCUUUUUCAACGACUGGUUCACAGGGCACCUGAACUUCCAAAUUGAGCACCAUCUAUUCCCCACAAUGCCGCGCCAUAAUUAUCACAAGGUGGCACCUCUGGUGAGGUCACUGUGUGCCAAGCAUGGACUGCAAUAUGUGAACAAGCCCAUGUUGAAGGCGUUUGGAGAUAUUGUCAGGGCACUGAAGAAAUCUGGAGCCCUCUGGAAGGAUGCUUACUACAAAACAGGGAAACAUGAUGAAGAAUCUCAGACUUAAUAUGCACGCAAUUGCAUCUCUGAAGGGGGUUGGUGAAUGUGCAAGAGUUCUUUCCUCUUUAACUGUGAGCACCAUUGGCAUACCUGAGUGUGCCAGGAGUGUGAGUUCCAAGAACACAUGGUUACCUCCUUCCCCGAAGAUUUUCUCAGCAAAUAAGAAGCAGAGGAAACACAAAAUGGCUUUGGUCAGGGUGACAAAAGGGAGAUAGGAGGCAAUGUUUUCACUUUUUCAAAAGGAUCUUGAACUUAUUUCUACCAGUAUGCCUUAGUCAGAUUAUGUUGGUCACCCGGCAUGAAUUGAGGGACCAGGCAAAAGCUUUACUGAUGAAGAAGGCAUAGGCCAAAGUGGGCCAGAGCAGAGACCUCUAAUGGGGUACUUUGGAGAACAGUGCAACUGCGUUUAGAAGAGAGUCAUGUAUUCAAGAAGUUCCUACUGAAGCACAAAUUUUUGCUUAUUCCUCUUUCAAAUGUGUCAACUUCAUUUUCAUUCAAAAUUAACUAUAAUUAUCAUUAAAGCCUCUUAAUAUUUCAAUAUUCACCUUAGAUUUUCAUUAUUGUACAUGGCUAUGCAUAACAAAUGUGUAUAGUUACAUAUUUGCUGUCCAAGUUAUAAAAUCUCUUAAAGGAGCUUUCCACAUCCAGGCACAAUAGCAACUGUUCAAGCAGGUCGAGUUUCAAUAUUUAAAGGUGACUAGUGUUCUGCUAAAGAAUAGACUGUUCCUGAGUGUAAGAUUUGUUUGCCUAAUCUCUACUGACCAGAGCAGAAAUAUGGUACCUCAUUAUUUGGUGACCCUAAUGAAAGAGAGAGAUUUGUUUUCUAGAAUGUAGCCCCCAGGCUAUGUCAAGGCAUUUUGCAAGCUUGGCAUCAAAUUAGGCAUGUCUUAGGAUGAGAAGGUUUCAAUGCUAGAGGAUGAGUGGACAUUCUCAGUAGUAUACUAAUACUGAGAGUCUGUGCUUCUGCUCAUGUAAUCAUGGGGGCAUGUUAAAGCUGACCUCAGCUGCACGGAGGGAAUGCAUAAUAUCAUAAGCUUCCAUUCUCAUCUCCAAGUGAGCCAACACUAUUUGUUUCUCCAUGUCUUGCAUUCUACCAGGGAGCGUUUCAUUCCCUUCCUCCAAACACUGAAAUAUGCUCUGUCUGUUUGUUUCAUAAUUAAAUCCCUGGAUUCAGAAACAAAGACCCUGUGGCAGAAGAGAAUGUGAUGACUUGAAAGAAGCCACUGGGGCUGAGGCAGAGUGCACAAGGGCCAGAGUGGUACAAGGUGGGGCAAUGAAUGACAAUACGUUAAAUUGCUCAGCAGUCCUGGGGAUUAAGCCAUGCACGUCAAAGCUAAGAAAAGAACAACUGUGUGUCUUGGAGAAUUGGACAGUGAAAUGGUAAUAAUAUCAAAUAAAGAAUAUCAAAUAGGGAAAUUGAGCAGAGAAUGCAAAGGAAAAAAGGCUUUAUUGACUUCAUGAUUGUCAUAGUGCAGCCAUGUACCACAUAAUGAAGUUUCAGUCUAUUAUGGACAGAAUAUGUGACAAUGGUACCAUAAAAUUGCGAUGGAGCUGGAUAAUUCCUAUCACCUAGUGAUGUCAUAGUUGUCAUAACAUUGUAGGACAACAUGUUACUCACAUGUUUGUGAUGAUGCUGGUAUAAAGAAAUCUAUGGCUCUGCCAGUCAAAUAAAAGUAUACCCUGUACAAUUAUGUACAGUAAACAAUACUUGAUAAUGAUAAUAAAUGACUAUGUUACUGGCUUAUGAUAGUCUACUAUACUAUAGUUUUAUCCUUAUUUUAGUGUGUGCUCUUUGUACUUAUGAAAGAAAUUUAGUUUAAAACAGUAUGCCGUGUUAUACCAGCAGCAGCCUCAUAAGUCUCAUGUUGCCUAGGUACAAUAGGUUAUACCAUAUAGACUAGGUGUGUAGAAGACUAUACCAUCUGGGUUUCUGUAGUACACUCUGUGGUGUUCACACAAUCAUGAAAUUGCCUAAUGAUGCAUUUCUCAGGAUGUACCCUCAUCGUUAAGUGAUAAGGACAUUUUAAGGCCUGGAUGGAUCUGGCAAGAGACGGCAUUCCUUCUGCUGGUGGAUCUAUAGAUGACUUCUCCUGCCUAUAGUCGAGGCUGCAAGUGGGAUUUGGGUACAGUGGUUGGUUUUCUGUCUGAUCUGGUCCAAUUUCCAGAGAUGCUCGAGUAUCGUAUGCUGUCCUGGUCACUAGAUAUAUCAAGGCGUUGAUUCCUCAUUGUCAAAGCUGGUCAGCUUUGUAGUUCCCCAAAUGGAAUAUGUUGUAGGCAACUGAACAAUCCUGGGAGAUUUCAAAAGAUUAUGUAGGGGAAAUGUGAAAUCAGUUAAAAAAUAUGCUUGGUAAGAAUAAAACGUGUAUGAUGGAGUAAAUUUUAA
Molecule: messenger RNA, 4124 nt
Organism: Equus caballus (horse)
Lineage: Eukaryota; Metazoa; Chordata; Mammalia; Perissodactyla; Equidae
Product: fatty acid desaturase 2-like protein FADS2B
Biological process (GO): lipid metabolic process
Cellular component (GO): membrane
Molecular function (GO): oxidoreductase activity, acting on paired donors, with oxidation of a pair of donors resulting in the reduction of molecular oxygen to two molecules of water
Source: RefSeq, a predicted model, not a curated record